Messenger RNA from Kwoniella botswanensis, 3003 nucleotides. RefSeq lists its product as uncharacterized. Gene Ontology annotation, biological process: maturation of SSU-rRNA. The record is from RefSeq and is a predicted model, not a curated record. The transcript is spliced from 8 exons. Bases 1 to 3003 code for a protein of 1000 amino acids. Gene Ontology annotation, molecular function: snoRNA binding; protein binding. Gene Ontology annotation, cellular component: Pwp2p-containing subcomplex of 90S preribosome; small-subunit processome. Lineage: Eukaryota; Fungi; Basidiomycota; Tremellomycetes; Tremellales; Cryptococcaceae.
AUGGUCAGAUCGUAUAUGCGCCAUGGGCCAACACAGGCUUUUGGUAUCGUCAAUUCCCCGACUGCCAAUUCAGCUUACGAUGGACGAUUAGCCUAUGUAGCUGGGUGGGAAGAUGUAUUAGUAUGGGAUGUCAAGCGUGGUGAGAUGGUAUCGAUGUGGCAUUCACCUUCUCACACAUCACCCGUAACAUACAUUUCACCUCCGUCUUCCCCUUCUUCAUCUAGCUCUUCCUCUUCAUCCGAUACUCCUCAGACCUUCGCCGUAUCUUAUCACGACGGAUCCAUCAGACUCUGGUCCUUCAACUCGGCAAAUCCCGAAAUCGAGGCAUCCGAAAUCGUGACGUUCAACGGACAUAAGAAAUCUAUAAGUCAUAUGAGCUGGGAUGUUUCCGGUAGUAAAUUAGCAUCGGGAGGAGUAGAGGGUGAGAUAGUGUUGUGGGACGUGAUAGGUGAAAUCGGAUUAUUCAAAUUGAAGUCUCACAGAGGGGCAAUAACAGGAUUGAAAUUCAUCCCACACCCUAAAUCAAACAAAUCGACUCAUCCUGGUUUCUUGGUCAGUACGGCGAAGGAUACGUAUAUGAAAUUGUGGGAUUUGGAAACUCAGCAUUGUAUACAGACGAUCGUGGUCGGUCGAUCAGAAGUUACUAGCCUGGAACUAAAGGAAUACGAUGAUUACUUACCGACCGGACAAGGAGAGGAAGAAGAUGGAGAGAGGAUCAGGGGAAGAUGGAUUGUGGUAACUGGAUCAGGGGAUGGGGAAAGUAAAGUGUGGAGCUUGGAGAAUGAGAAAUUGGAUAAUGGGUUGAAAGAGGGCGAAAAUGGUGAACUACCUACACUCAUCCAGCCACUAUGUACCCUUCCCCUGCCAUCUUCAUCGCACGCAAUCACCCAAAUCGACUUCCACCCCACACUACCCCUCCUCCUGCUUCAUACCAACGAUAAAACCAUCGUAGUCCUUCGUAUACGGUCUGAAGAGGAAGUGAACGCCAAGAGAGCAAGAAGGAAGAAGAGGGAUAAAGAGAAGAGCAAGAAAAAGGGCAAACAGCAGGUAGAAGAGGAAGAGGAGGAACAGCUGAAUGACGGUGUAGCAGCUGAUGUCAAAUGGGAGGAAAGGGUCACGAGCUGGUGCGUGAUCAGGGCGAAUUCGAAAGUCAAGAGCUUCGCUAUGGCCAGGGAACAGGUCGAUAGUGCCAAAGGUGGUGUUCAGCUACUCGUCGCACUGGCCAACAAUUCCAUUGAAUCCUACACUAUCCCUUCACCUAGCACAUCAUCCAAGAAGUCCUCCAAACUGCCCGACGGAUCUCCACCUGAACCCACCAAAACUCACGUCGUGGACUUACCAGGCCACCGUAAUGACAUUCGAUCUAUAUCCAUAUCAUCCGACGACCAGGUGAUCGCAAGUUGUUCAAAUGGAACAUUGAAGAUAUGGAAUGCCAGGACAACCCAAUGCAUACGUACGAUCGAAUGUGGUUAUUCGAUCUGUUCGACUUUCCUACCUGGUGAUAGACAUCUGGUGAUCGGUACCAAAAGUGGUGAUCUGUUGUUAUUUGAUAUAGCCUCUUCGACUUUGUUAGAAUCGUACAAAGCGCACAGUGGGUCGAUAUUUGGGAUAGAUGUCAGACCGGAUGGGAGAGGGUUGGUCACUGGUAGUGAAGAUAAGGAUGUGAAAUUCUGGGAUUUCGAGUUGAAAGAGAAAGGUGAGGGAGAGAAGGUGGUGGAUAGACUGGGUAGGGAGACUAUCUACAAAACCAAGCAACUCGCUUUGGUCCACGUCCGUACCCUCAAAAUGACCGAUGACAUUCUCUCCUGUAAAUAUUCACCCGAUGGAAGAUUCUUGGCUGUAUCUCUACUAGACUCAACAGUCAAGAUAUUCUUUUCAGACACAUUAAAAUUCUUCUUAUCGUUAUAUGGACAUAAAUUACCGGUCUUAUCCUUGGACAUAUCGCAAGAUUCCAAGUUGAUCAUAACCUGCUCGGCAGAUAAAAACAUCAAAAUUUGGGGUAUGGAUUUCGGUGAUUGUCAUAAGAGCUUGUUCGCACACGAUGAUUCGAUCAUGCAAGUUCAGUUUGAGAAAGGUCAGGAGAGGAAUAGUCAUUAUUUCUGGUCGGUAGGGAAAGACGGAUUGUUGAAAUACUGGGAUGGAGACAAGUUCGAGCUCAUACAGAAACUCGAAGGACAUCACGGAGAAAUAUGGGCAUUGGCUACCUCGCAUAACGGUCAAUUCGUCGUUACUGGAUCUCACGAUAAAUCAAUCCGUAUAUGGGAGAAGACUGACGAACCUUUAUUCCUGGAAGAAGAAAGAGAGAGGGAAAUUGAACAGAUGUACGAUACGAAUAUCCUAGAUAACCUCAAUCGUGAACCCGAUCUGGAUGGCGGAGAGGGAGCUGAAACGGUGGAAGGAGUAACGAAGCAAACUAGUGAAACGUUGAUGUCAGGAGAGAAGAUAAUUGAAGCUUUGGAAAUCGCCGAUGCUGAUCGAGAAGCGACUCGAACAUGGGAAGAGGAAAAUGCCAAGUCGCAAGUUGAUUUACCGAGACCAUCGAGAAAUGCCGAACUCGUAGCAUACGGUGAUUUGGAUCCGGACGAAUAUGUCUUGAAGGUCAUACAGAAGAUACCGACGGCGAAUAUGGAGGAUGCACUGUUGGUCUUGCCUUUUAGAUAUGUGAUUAGCUUGUUGGGUUAUCUCGACGAGUGGGCUUUGAAGGGUCAACAAACCGUGUUGAUCUCUCGAAUCCUAUUCUUCCUUAUGCGAACGCAUUCCAACCAAAUCAUUUCUAACAAAAUCAUGCGCACACCUCUACUCACACUUCGUAAUCACCUUAGAGAAUCUCUUGAGAAACAGAGGAAUGUGAUGGGAUAUAAUUUAGCUGCGUUGAAGUUCUUAAAAUCGUCUUGGGAGCAGGAAAGGACGGCUGGGCUGUAUGAACAGGAAGGUAUGGAUGACGAAGCUGUGAGGAAGAGGAUCGAGGAGGGUAGAGGGAAGAGGAAGAGAGUGGUUGUCUGA